Physeter macrocephalus (sperm whale) is the source of this 2654-nucleotide messenger RNA. RefSeq names its product zinc finger protein 639 (gene ZNF639). Bases 271 to 1404 code for a protein of 377 amino acids. The record is from RefSeq and is a predicted model, not a curated record. The transcript is spliced from 7 exons. Gene Ontology annotation, molecular function: DNA-binding transcription factor activity, RNA polymerase II-specific; RNA polymerase II transcription regulatory region sequence-specific DNA binding. Lineage: Eukaryota; Metazoa; Chordata; Mammalia; Artiodactyla; Physeteridae. Gene Ontology annotation, biological process: regulation of transcription by RNA polymerase II.
CGGAGGUGCUUGCCGGGGGGCGGGCCGCCGGGCCACCCCCGGCGCUUGAGGCCGGUGGUCCCUCCCAGGCCGGGUGUGCUGCGAGGCCAAGCCACCCGUUCCCCUGCCCCCACUCUCACCUAGUCACCUCCCCGCCCUCUCGGCGGGCCCCUGAGGCGUGCGGCGCAGGCGCGGAGCGAGGCGGCAUUUUUUUUUUUACCAUCUGUGAAAACUUCCUGUAAUUCAUUUUUCCUCACUGCAGUAUUAAGAAUUAUACCAAAUUAAAAAGAUAUGAAUGAAUAUCCUAAAAAAAGAAAAAGGAAGACUUUACACCCUUCUCGUUAUUCAGAUUCCUCUGGAAUAAGCAGAAUUGCAGAUGGAUUCAAUGGCAUUUUUUCUGAUCAUUGUUAUAGUGUUUGUUCUAUGAGACAACCAGACUUAAAAUAUUUUGACAACAAAGAUGAUGAUUCUGAUACAGAGACAUCAAAUGACUUGCCAAAAUUUACAGAUGGAAUCAAGGCCAGAAACAGAAAUCAAAACUACCUGGUUCCCAGUCCUGUACUUAGAAUUCUAGAUCACACUGCCUUUUCUACAGAAAAAUCUGCUGAUAUUGAAAUUUGUGAUGAAGAGUGCGACUCCCCUGAAUCAGUCAACCAGCAAACUCAAGAGGAGAGCCCUAUAGAAGUUCACACUGCUGAAGAUGUUCCAAUUGCUGCAGAAGUGCAUGCAAUUUCUGAAGAUUAUGAUAUAGAGACAGAAAACAAUUCCUCUGAGAGUCUCCAAGACCAAACUGAUGAAGAGCCACCAGCUAAACUUUGCAAAAUUCUUGACAAGAGCCAAGCUUUUAAUGUGACUGCCCAGCAGAAAUGGCCUUUACUGAGAGCUAAUAGCAGUGGUCUCUAUAAAUGUGAACUUUGUGAGUUCAACAGCAAAUAUUUUUCUGAUUUAAAACAGCAUAUGAUCUUGAAGCAUAAGCGUACUGAUUCAAAUGUCUGUCGAGUAUGCAAAGAAAGUUUCUCUACCAACAUGCUCCUGAUCGAACAUGCCAAACUGCAUGAAGAGGACCCCUACAUUUGUAAAUACUGUGAUUAUAAGACAGUAAUUUUUGAGAACCUCAGCCAGCACAUUGCAGACACCCAUUUUAGUGAUCACCUUUAUUGGUGUGAGCAGUGUGAUGUACAGUUCUCCUCAAGCAGUGAACUCUACCUACAUUUCCAGGAACACAGCUGUGAUGAACAGUACUUGUGUCAGUUCUGUGAACAUGAAACGAAUGAUCCAGAAGACUUGCAUAGCCAUGUGCAUGUGGGAUCUUCCCGGACCAAGACUCGAACCCGUGUCUCCUGCAUUGGCAGGUGGAUUCUUAAUCACUGCGCCACCAGGCAAGUCCUCUGCUCUUCUUUUGAGAACUGUUUUAGUUAUUGGUAGACUUUUUCUUCUUGCAUGUAAAUUUAGAAUUAGUUCCAAUUCCAUUUAAGUCUUGUUGGAAUUGCAUUAUAGUUAUGAUCAUUUUUGAGGGAAUCAACAUCUUUACAAUGUUAAAUCUUUUCUUUUGUAAACAUUGUAUAUUUCUCCAGUUACUUAGGUCUCUUUUAAUGUUUUUUUAAAUUUUUUCCAUAAAGGUUGUGUGCAGCUUUUGUUAAGUCAACUCCUAGAUUCUUUACAGUUUUGGUUGCUUUGACAUGCUAUCUUAUUUUCUAAUUGGCUACUGCAUGUAUAGGAAAACGUCUGAGUUUUGAAACAUGGAUUUUUGUAUACAGAAAUAAUGUUUUGGUUUUAAUCUUUUUAGUUCUAAUAGCUGUCUUUGCUUAAUUUUUAAUGUAAAUAACCAUAUAAUCUGCCAUAAAUUAUAUAUUUGUCUCUUUACUUCCAGUCUGCGAGUCCAAAUGGCUCUUUUUUCUUAUCGAAUUUGUCAGCACUUCCACUACUACAAGGAGUAGAAAUAGCAUUAGCAGGCAUUUUUUUUUGUUCCUAGCCUUAGACGUAAGACUCCUGAAGUUUCCCCAUUAAGUAUAUUUUCUGUAGGUUUUGAUAAGUAGCCUUUAGCAGUUUUCUUAGUUUUUAAAGACUUUUUAUUGUAAGUAUUAAACUUUAGCAAUGACUUUUUCUAUAGCUAUUGAGAUAAACAGGUGGGUUUUCUCCUUUAAGUCCGUGAAUAUGAAUUUCAUUGGUUGAUUUUCUAAUGUUGAAUUAUCUUUGUAUUUUUAAGAAAACUCUACCUGUACAAAAUUUUUUUUCUAAUACAAUGUCGGAUUCAGUUAGGUAAUAUUUCACAUAGGAUGUUUGCCUUAUUCAUACGUGUGAUUUUCUUUACUUACACCUCCUAUCCAGUGUGGUAUCAAGGUUAUUCUAGUCUUAUAAAUGAGCUGGAGUGUUUUUUCUCUUUUUCUAUGCUCUGCAAAAACCUGUAUGAGAUAAUAUUAAUCUUUUCUUUAAAGAUUUGGUAAAAUGUUACCUCUAAAAUCAUCUAGGCUUUCUUUUUUUGUAUAUAUGGGAAAUUGCCAUUUCAAUUUUUUGAAUGCUUAUUAGCUUAUUCAAGUUUUCUAUUUAUUCUCAGGCUAAUUUUGGUAUUUGAUGGUUUCCCAGAAAUUUUACACUUCAUCUGAGUUUUCAAGUUUAUUGGCAUUUAUAAUAUUUUGUAUCUAGAGUUAUUUCCCCUUUGGUUUGUGUCUUCCCUC